Messenger RNA from Lineus longissimus, 2406 nucleotides. Its product is annotated as probable tubulin polyglutamylase TTLL9. Lineage: Eukaryota; Metazoa; Nemertea; Pilidiophora; Heteronemertea; Lineidae. Gene Ontology annotation, biological process: protein polyglutamylation; microtubule cytoskeleton organization. Gene Ontology annotation, molecular function: tubulin binding; tubulin-glutamic acid ligase activity. The transcript is spliced from 2 exons. Bases 188 to 1510 code for a protein of 440 amino acids. The record is from RefSeq and is a predicted model, not a curated record. Gene Ontology annotation, cellular component: cilium.
ACAAGCAUUCUGUUGCCACGGCGAUUUGUGACGAUCUUCACGAAGUUGAAAUGUCUUCAUCAACUUCCUUCCAAGAAAUUUCUCAAAUGUGAUAUUUCUGCCUUCGUCUAAGGCUCAAACGAGUUGUAUUUAUGACUGUAAGGUGUCCUGCAGAUUCUGAUGUGAUUACAUUAAUUUCACUCCCAUCAUGUCAAGAGGUGGAAAAAUUUCUGGGUACUCCCAGAAAGCUGGCUCUCAAAGACCAAGAGGAAUCAUUGCUGACAGACCAGUUAGAUACCGUUGUGGAUUCACCAACACCAUCUAUGACGUAAUAAAAGCUCGUGGUUGGCAAGAUGUUGGCGGCGACAGUAAUGAUUGGGAUUUUUAUUGGUGUGAUGUCAUGUGGAUGAAGGAGUACUUUGACAACUGCUAUCUUCAAGAACACGUGAGAAUCUGUCACUUUAGAAAUCAUUAUGAGUUAACAAGGAAAAACUUGAUGGUGAAAAAUCUGAAAAGGAUGCGGAAACAAGUGGAAAAGGAACAAGGAAAGUUAGAGGCUCAGAAAUUUGAUUUUUAUCCGACAACUUUCGAGUUGCCAUCCGAAUAUCAUAUUUUUGUUGAGGAAUUCAAGAAAAAUCCGGGCACUGUUUGGAUUAUGAAGCCGGUGGCAAAAUCUCAGGGGAAGGGUAUCUUCUUGUUUCGGAGGCUGAAGGAUAUCACUGACUGGAAAAAGGGCGAAUAUCAGCAUCAGCUGAACGAUACUGUACCUAAAGAUGCUCCGGAGACGUACGUUGUAUCUCGUUACAUCGAAAAUCCAUUGGUGAUUGGAGGGAGGAAAUUUGACAUCAGGAUUUAUGUUUUGGUGAUGAGUUAUGUUCCCCUCAAGGUUUGGUUGUAUCGUGGAGGGUUUGCCAGAUUCUCGCUGACUAGGUAUUCUCUCAGCUCAAUAGAUGACGCUUAUGUUCAUUUAACGAAUGUCGCCAUUCAGAAAACGGCGCCGGAUUACGAUCCGGAGAAAGGUUGUAAGUGGUCGACACAACAGCUCAGGGAAUUCUUGAUUGCACAGCAUGGCCUUGAAAAAGUUGAAGAAUGCUUUUCAGAAAUGGAUAACAUUUUCAUCAAAAGUCUUCUAAGUGUUCAAAAGGUUAUGAUCAAUGACAAGCAUUGUUUUGAGUUGUACGGUUACGACAUUCUCCUCGAUAAAAACCUGAAGCCUUGGUUGAUUGAGGUGAACGCCUCCCCAUCUCUGACAGCCAGCGGUCCUGAUGACUACGAUCUCAAGUGUGGCCUACUAGAGGACAUGAUCAAUAUUGUAGACAUGGAGGGGAGACUCAGUGGGAAAGAGAAAAGAGUUGGGGGCUUCGACUUGAUAUGGGAUGAUGGACAAGUUUUGGCCGAUGAUCUGGGUACAGAUAAUACUAUCCCAGGCUAUGCAAACUCAUUUCUGGGUUGUUUGAAUGACCGUAAAAAUCAUCUGAAACAACUGUACAAGAAACUGAGUCAUACAAAGAAAGCUAGUUUAGCUACCUGAAAAAUAAUGGUGGAUAAGCUGGGGUACCAUUUAUCAUCUUGAACUUGUACUAUAGAUGUCCAGCUUUCUAUACCAUCAUCCCCACCUCAAUGUGUAAGUGAAUAUGCAAUAGAUUCUUGAAAAUCUUGAAUUUAAAAUUUGUCCAGGGUCUGGAGACGUUCAUAUUGGAUGAGCACUUUUCAGUCAGUAACCCAGCCUCCUCUGCAAGUGUUGACAUUGGGCCACAUAUUCAAACCAUGCCUUCGGGCCUGCAUCCAGUGAGGACCACCCCAGCUUAACUGUCAUAACAAAAAUCUGAAAAGUUAUGAUUGAUUCGAAAGUUCAUAAAGAAUUAAAUGAUAAAUUUCCCCCCCCCCCCGAGUAUAUCGUUUCACAAAAUGAAAUGCAAUUUGUCAAAUCAUGAUUGUUAAUUUCCGAUUACUAAAUCUUAGUGCAAUCAAAAGGCAGCGUGUUGAACUCUCCUGAUCUGUCUACCUCAAAGUUGUAAUGUGCUUCGCUCUGGUAACAUCCUGAAGAAAUCAGGGGUUAAUGUUCGCUUCUCCGGCCCUGCACUGUGAACAGUAACCCCUGAUUUCCUCAAGAUGCUCUGAUAACAGUGUGGUAAACAACACACAUUCGAUAAUUAUCGGAAGCAAUUUGACGACUUUUCAAAUCAUAUUCAAUUCAUAUUCAUACGUGUAAUCAUAGUUCACAAAAAUUGAAAAUGUAUACAGCAGAACCUCCCUUAGCGGACACCUCUAGACUCUAUUAAGGACAACCUCUCUAUUAAGGACACUAGUUUUGGUCCCAAAUUGUUUUUUCCAUUUAAUUUGACCUCUCUUAUCAGGACACCUCUCUAUCAAGGACAGCACUUGUCAGUCCCAUGGGUGUAUUUAAUAGAGAGGUUCUACUGUAUU